Molecule: messenger RNA, 940 nt
Organism: Salarias fasciatus (jewelled blenny)
Lineage: Eukaryota; Metazoa; Chordata; Actinopteri; Blenniiformes; Blenniidae
Gene: mrpl40
Product: mitochondrial ribosomal protein L40
Exons: 5
Coding region: 126-737 (203 amino acids)
Cellular component (GO): mitochondrial large ribosomal subunit; mitochondrial ribosome
Source: RefSeq, a predicted model, not a curated record
GACAUGUCUAUUACAUCUCCGCGGUGUCAUUUCUUCGAGGCGACAUGUGAAUGAAUAUUUUUGUGAAUUUUUUUGUUUGCUUUUCCCCGGUAUGAGAUUAAAGUGAGACGAGGCGAGGUGAAGACAUGUCUGCGGCCAUUUCCCGUUGUCUUUGCAGGGGUUUGCCCCAACAUGCCGUUCCUUGGAGCUUCUUGUCAGGGCGAACUCGACAUGUUGUGCAGCCUCUUUGGUGUACGCCAGUGAUGACACUGAAGACAUCUGCCCCUCUGAGAGCGGAGCCAAAAAAGAAGAAGAAAGUGGACCCGCGAAGGGAGCAGAUGAUGAAAGAGCGACUGAAGAAAAAGCUGAAGAAGCUGGAGAAAGUCGCACCCGAGCUCAUCCCGAUAGAGGAUUUCAUCACUCCCAGCAAAUGCCUGGAUGAAACAAGGGAACGCAGCAUGCCAAGGCUUUCAUUUGAAGAAAGUGAGGGUCGAGCCCUGCUGCUGAAGGAGUGGAGCCGAUACAAACGGAAGCAGCACAUGGCUGAAAUGAAGUCUGUUGAACUUGCUUUAGAAGCACAGAGGGAGGCGCUACAGGAGCUCAAGUUAGAGUCUGAGGAGCUGUACCAGGCAGCACUGGCACCGGACCCACUUCUCUUUCCAUUUGUUCAUGAAGGCCCCUCAUAUACACCACCGAUACCCAAGUACCAAGCACCUGAUGGAAAAUUCAAUGAUGUCACCAAAGUAUAUACACAGUGAUGGACAGGGACCACAUGGCAUUGUUCCAGUGUCUCCUUGUUUCCACAUUCAGAUCAGAAGCAUCCUUACAGUAUACAUGUGUAUGAGGCAUACAGAUACUUCAGUUCCUGUCACAAUAUCCAUGGAGAUCAUGCAUUGAUUUUCAAAUUUUUGUACAAAGAAAUAAUCAUCAAACAACUUAAAAAUAAACUUUUUUUUUUUAA